Messenger RNA from Phascolarctos cinereus (koala), 3997 nucleotides. It is a transcript of the gene KIF2A, whose product is annotated as kinesin family member 2A. The record is from RefSeq and is a predicted model, not a curated record. Gene Ontology annotation, cellular component: microtubule. Gene Ontology annotation, molecular function: ATP binding; microtubule binding; microtubule motor activity. NCBI's taxonomy places the organism in Eukaryota, Metazoa, Chordata, Mammalia, Diprotodontia, Phascolarctidae. Gene Ontology annotation, biological process: microtubule depolymerization; microtubule-based movement.
CCCCGCCCCUCCUGCGCCCCUUCCUCCCCCUCCCUCCCCAGCCUCGCUCCAGCCGCCUCGUCCUCAGCCUCUCCUCCCGAUGAGGUGAUGGCAGCGGCCAACUUUGGCAAGAUCCAGAUCGGGAUUUACGUGGAGAUCAAGCGCAGCGAUGGUCGAAUACAUCAAGCUAUGGUAACAUCUUUAAAUGAAGAUAAUGAAAGUGUAACUGUUGAAUGGAUAGAAAAUGGAGAUACAAAAGGCAAAGAGAUCGACUUGGAGAGCAUCUUUUCACUUAACCCUGACCUUGCACCUGAUGAAGAAAUUGAACCUAGCCCAGAAACACCUCCACCUCCCACCCCUUCAGCCAAAGUAAACAAAAUUGUGAAGAAUCGCCGGACUGUGGCCCCUAUUAAGAACGACCCUCCUGCAAGAGACAAUAGGGUGGUUGGUUCUGCGCGUUCACGGCCUAGUCAAUUUCCUGAACAGUCUUCUGCUACACAACAGAAUGGUAGUGUUUCAGAUAUAUCUCCAGUUCAAGCUGCAAAAAAGGAAUUUGGACCCCCUUCACGUAGAAAAUCGAAUUGUGUGAAGGAAGUAGAGAAGUUGCAAGAAAAACGUGAGAAAAGGAGACUACAACAGCAAGAACUUAGAGAAAAAAGAGCCCAGGAUGUUGAUGCUACAAACCCAAAUUACGAAAUCAUGUGUAUGAUCAGAGACUUUAGAGGAAGCUUGGAUUAUAGACCACUUACAACAGCAGAUCCUAUUGAUGAACACAGAAUAUGUGUUUGUGUAAGGAAACGACCACUCAAUAAAAAAGAGACGGUAAUGAAAGACCUUGAUGUAAUCACAAUCCCGAGUAAAGAUGUUGUGAUGGUACAUGAACCAAAACAAAAAGUGGAUUUAACAAGGUACCUAGAAAACCAAACGUUUCGUUUUGACUAUGCCUUUGAUGACUCAGCUCCUAAUGAAAUGGUUUAUAGAUUUACGGCUAGACCAUUAGUAGAAACCAUAUUUGAAAGGGGAAUGGCCACAUGUUUUGCUUAUGGUCAAACAGGCAGUGGAAAAACUCAUACCAUGGGUGGUGACUUUUCAGGAAAGAACCAAGAUUGUUCUAAAGGGAUAUAUGCGCUAGCAGCUCGAGAUGUCUUUUUAAUGCUAAAGAAACCAAACUAUAAGAAGUUAGAACUUCAAGUAUAUGCAACCUUUUUUGAAAUUUAUAGUGGAAAGGUAUUUGACUUGCUUAAUAGGAAGACAAAAUUGAGAGUGUUAGAGGAUGGUAAACAGCAAGUUCAAGUUGUGGGAUUACAGGAGCGGGAGGUUAAAUGUGUUGAAGAUGUCCUGAAGCUCAUUGAAAUAGGCAACAGUUGCAGAACGUCUGGUCAGACAUCUGCAAAUGCACAUUCAUCUCGGAGCCAUGCAGUCUUUCAAAUUAUCCUCAGAAGGAAAGGAAAAUUACAUGGCAAAUUUUCUCUCAUUGAUUUGGCUGGAAAUGAAAGAGGAGCAGAUACUUCUAGUGCAGAUAGACAAACUCGGCUUGAAGGUGCUGAAAUUAAUAAAAGCCUUUUAGCACUCAAGGAGUGCAUCAGAGCCUUAGGUAGAAAUAAACCUCAUACUCCCUUCAGAGCAAGUAAACUCACUCAGGUGCUAAGAGAUUCAUUCAUAGGAGAAAACUCCCGCACAUGCAUGAUUGCUACCAUCUCUCCAGGGAUGGCAUCUUGUGAAAAUACUCUUAAUACAUUAAGAUACGCAAAUAGAGUAAAGGAGUUUGGAAUUAGUCCAUCAGACAUUCCCUUCUCACAGGGUAGUGGCAGUCGCUCUGAUCUCUCUCCUUCCUAUGAGUAUGACGACUUUUCUCCUUCGAUCACCAGGGUAAAAGAAUUGACUGUAGAUCCAGCUGCUGCUGGUGAUGUCCGUCCAAUUAUGCAUCAUCCUCCCAAUCAAAUUGAUGAUUUAGAGACACAGUGGGGUGUAGGCAGUUCACCUCAAAGAGAUGACCUAAAACUCCUUUGUGAACAAAAUGAAGAAGAGGUCUCUCCACAGUUAUUCACUUUUCAUGAAGCUGUCUCUCAGAUGGUAGAAAUGGAAGAGCAAGUUGUAGAAGAUCACCGGGCAGUCUUCCAGGAAUCUAUUCGAUGGUUAGAAGAUGAAAAAGCCCUCCUAGAAAUGACUGAAGAAGUGGACUAUGAUGUAGAUUCAUAUGCUACACAGCUUGAAGCGAUUCUUGAACAAAAGAUAGACAUUCUUACUGAACUUCGAGAUAAAGUGAAAUCUUUUCGUGCAGCUCUACAAGAAGAAGAACUGGCCAGCAAGCAGAUCAAUCCGAAGAGACCCCGAGCCCUUUAAAAUGGGCACUUGCUGCUAAAGAAUCCCUGGAGCCCUCCAUACUCUAACAUUUAUUGCUUUAGCUACAAGGGCCAUUUGAACAUUUAAAAACUUUUUAAAAGUGUCUGUGGAAAUGUCCUGUUCUUCAUCAGAAUGACAUUUCAAUUUGUGUCAAACACUCCUUUGUCUACAAAAUGCUUUCUAGUCCAGGAGGCACAACCAAACAAGAUUGGGAUUUGUGAAGCAUUUUGUUUAAUGUUUCAUUUACUCAAAUUGUUAAGCUUACAUUUGGAGAUCCUUGCCAAUUUUUUUUUUUUAUAAUGAAAUAAGACUGUGGACUUUAAAGAAAAAAAAGCCACAGCAUUUCAUUUUACCUGUUCAAUUUUCCUACAAAGACUAACUGAGCAGUUUUAAAUUGUGUUUGCGUGCAUGCAUACCUCAUCAGUGAUUGUACAUAUCCUGUCCUCUCCUAGAGACAGCUGUGCUCACCUCUUCCAGCUCUGUGCCUUGAUUAAGGCUAUUGACCCUAAAUUUCCUCUUUAUGAAUGAAGCACAGCCUUAAUAAAUGACAUUCCUUAUUUGUCAGUGUAAAUUACCUUUAUCGUGUGUAUAUUUUUAAUGUGUGUGAGACUUUUUGUGUGUGAUUAGUUCACUUUGGAGGAUGUGCCAUAUCACUGAACGGAACUAAAAUCUGUGACAGUGGACAAAGCCACUGGACCAUUCCAUCUUAAAUGUGUGAAAAGAAUAAUCUGGAAUUAUGACUUUAAAUAACGUAAAGCGUGGUUUCAAUUUUCUUAGCAUUUUAUUUGUAAAGGACAAAUAUAUAAAUUAGUUGAUGUAAAAUAAAAGGUAAUGAAAUACCGAGAAGAGUUGUAUCUUAGGGUAAUACAGAUAAGCAAUGUAUGUGCCAGUGUGAUAUUAAUGAGAAUAAUAGUGCAAUUCUGAUCCUUAUAAAUGGGGUGCCAUUACUUAAAUGGUACAACUAACAAUCUAGACAAGUACCCUUUUCAAUAAUAUACUGUUAAAAGAAAGUGGCUUCUGAUGCAUGUGUGUUAACUGUGGUCUACAGGUAGUUUUGUGGAGUUGUAUGGUUGCUUUAAGGCAAAGUGGCCAAUGCAUAUUUUCCUUGUACAGUGAAAUCAGCUAAAAAGUGAGGCAGCUGUGCUGUGAAGAACACAUGCAUAUUUAGCGCCUUCAAACACUCAUUUUGUGAUCAAUGUCACCAAGAAAUUUCAUUCUCACCGAAAGUAUGGUGAGGGUAUCCUGCACUUUUUAGAUGGCAGCACCUAUUUUAUUUUAUUUUAUUUUUUUUGCAGAUUAAUUUUCAAAGGAGGAAUGUUUGCCAUUUCAUGUAAAUAUUUUGUUAGGUGAAGAAAUAUAGCUCUCUAGGAGUUCUCUCUCUCUUCCCUAGACAGUUCAAAAAGUAGAUUAACAAACUCCUUAGGAAGUCCUGUUUUAGUUUACUUCGGGAAACUGCUAGCUCAUUUAAUGCUGAGCAGCAAAAGAGAAAGCAAUGAGUAGAGAGCUAAAUGAGCCAGAUUUGCCAUUUCAGUAUUUGCAACCCCUAUAGGAAGGAAGGCUGUGGGAAGCCCUUAUUGUGCAUCAUGGUGGAAAAAAUCCUAGACUGUAAACAUAAAAGCUGAAAUACAAAUGUAGAUUUUCAUAAUGUGUUUAAUAAAUUAAGCUAUGGAAUAAC